AGUAUUCAGAGGAUCAGCUAUGUCGUCUGAGAGUUCUUUGAAUGUGCAAUUAUCAAAGAAGAUAUUGGGUAUUAAACUAUGGGUUUUGAUCUGUAUAAGUGUUGGUGCAUUUAUUAUUCUGAUCCUAUGUUUCUUAUCUAUCUGGGUGACAUUUCGGAGGAAAUCUAGAAGAUCUGUUGACAAGUUUUCAGUCAACCAAAUACCAAAUGUCCCUAAAGAUAUCAGGAUUGAUAGGGUGGGGGCUCAGAGUACGCAUGACCACCCUGAUAAUUUAUUUGUUACUGUGCACGAUAAAGCAACUGAUAAGAAUUCAGAGAACAUGUUUGCUCAUUUGGGUAUGAGCAAAUCAAGUGACCCUGAUAACAUGAGUCAGUGCAGUUCAGUUUAUCACCAUGAGAGGGCAUUUAGUUCACAAUCAGGGGAUGAAGGAAGCUCCGGGACUGUGCGAAAGCAGUCAUCAUUGUCACAUGGAGGACUUGUAACGGCCUCUCCUUUGAUUGGUUUGCCAGAAGUUUCUCAUCUUGGCUGGGGCCACUGGUUUACUCUUAGGGAUCUGCAAUUUUCUACAAAUCGAUUUUCUGCUGAAAAUGUACUUGGUGAGGGUGGAUAUGGGGUUGUUUACAAGGGCAAACUGAUAAAUGGAACUGAGGUGGCAGUGAAAAAGCUUUUAAAUAAUAUGGGGCAGGCGGAGAAAGAAUUUAGGGUUGAAGUGGAGGCCAUAGGCCACGUUCGGCAUAAGAAUCUUGUGCGGCUGCUUGGUUAUUGCAUUGAAGGAGUUCACAGGAUGCUGGUGUAUGAAUAUGUGAAUAAUGGAAACUUAGAACAAUGGCUGCAUGGGGCCAUGCGCCAACAGGGCACCCUUACUUGGGAGGCCCGCAUGAAGGUGAUUCUUGGUACCGCCAGAGCGCUUUCUUAUCUACACGAAGCUAUAGAACCAAAAGUUAUCCACAGAGAUAUAAAAUCAAGCAAUAUUUUGAUUGAUGGCGAGUUCAAUUCCAAGGUUUCGGAUUUUGGAUUGGCCAAACUCUUGGAUUCUGGAGAAAGUCACAUCACCACUCGAGUAAUGGGAACAUUUGGUUAUGUGGCACCGGAGUAUGCUAAUACUGGCUUGUUAAAUGAGAAGAGCGACAUUUACAGCUUUGGUGUCCUCCUGCUUGAAGCAGUUACCGGCAGGGACCCCGUGGACUACAGUCGGCCUGCUAAUGAGGUGAAUCUUGUUGAGUGGCUAAAACUGAUGGUAGGAGCAAGAAGAGCAGAGGAGGUUGUGGAUCCAAACCUUGAAGCAAAACCCAGUACACGUUCUUUAAAACGUGCCCUUUUGGUUGCACUUAGGUGUGUUGAUCACGAUGCAGAGAACAGACCUAAAAUGAGUCAGGUUGUGCGUAUGCUUGAAGCUGAUGAAUACCCAUUUCGUGAGGAUCGGAGGAACAGAAAGACUCGAACAACCAGCAUGGAAAUUGAAUCUCUGAAGGAAAAUUCUGUGUCAGGUGACACAGAAAACAAGCUAGGGGAUCUGGAGAGCCAAACAGCCGAGACAACUCAUGCAUAGGACUGACAAACACAUAAUCUUCUUCACCUGCCUGAGCUAAAGCUUUCAGUAACCCUUCAAUAUUACAUAUACAUCUCAAAAGUGUCUUUUCAGAAGAAUUUUUUUAUUUAAGAGAGGAUUUGGAUUGGAGACUGCCUGCUUUGAUCAUGAAGCAUUGAACCCUGAUUCUUCGUGAAUGAAGAGGGGUACACUCCGAACUCCAUAAGCAGGGAAUUUUCAGAGAGGGAGAGAGAAAGAGGCCCCUGUUGUACAGACGUUUCUUGGGGG
Molecule: messenger RNA, 1816 nt
Organism: Fragaria vesca subsp. vesca
Lineage: Eukaryota; Viridiplantae; Streptophyta; Magnoliopsida; Rosales; Rosaceae
Product: probable receptor-like protein kinase At2g42960-like
Exons: 7
Coding region: 20-1549 (509 amino acids)
Biological process (GO): protein phosphorylation
Molecular function (GO): ATP binding; protein kinase activity
Source: RefSeq, a predicted model, not a curated record